AUGGGAGCCCGGCGCGUCUCCGCGGUGCCGCGGCGCGGCGAGCGGUGCGAGCGAUCUGCCCGCUGGAUGCAGACAAACCAUACAGCUCACUCCAUCCGCCUGCUCUUCGCCUCCAACAUUCAUUUCGGCGGCGGCGAGUGCGCGGGGCGCCGGUCUCCGCCCUGGGUGGGGGGGACGACACGGCCGGUGCCGCCCGCCCGCUCCCCGCCAACCGCGGCGCUGGCGCGGCCCCGCCGGCUGCGCGGCCCCGCGGGGGGAGCACCGUCGGUCCCCGCGCCCCGGCCGACGGGGCCAGUUCACUCCGAGGGGAAAGGGGCUAAAUCCUCGCCGGGGCGGGGGGGAUGGAGUCGGGACCGCGCAUCCCGCGGCAGGCACCGACCGCCCGCCUGCCGGGCCGCGUCCCUUCUCGCGGCGCCCGGGCAGGGCGUGGACGCCCGCCCCGCCCCGGCAGAGUCGCGGCGGCGGCGCGUCCCGUUACCGGCGGCCGAGCCCGCGCUGCCCCCGGCGCGGCGGGAGCAGGUGUCCGGGGGCAGCAGCCCGGGGCAGCGCGGCGGGGGCGGGGUGAGGCGGGCGGCGGCGGCGCCCGCGCGCGGGCGGAGCGGCCCGGGGCGCAGCUGUUGGGGGCGUUUUGCCGGCGGGGCGCGGAGCCCGGAGGGUUUUUCCGGGCUCACGAAGUUUGGAUGCGGGAAAAAGGCGGCGAGGCAGGAGGAGGAGGGAAGAGGCAGGCGGAGCGCGGCGGGGAGGCGGCAGCGCGGGGGGGACGCGCCUUCGGCCGCGCCGAGGAGCGAUGCGCGGGGCUGGCCGGGCGCCGCCGCGCAACUGCCCGCGCGCAACUCUGCGCGCUCCCGCCAGGGGCCCGCGGCGUCCCGCGGCGCGCUCGGCCGAAGUUGCCCUCACGGCCGGCCCCGCGCCCGCCCGAGGACGCGCCCGGCCCCCGCGGGAACUUUGUGCGCGCCGCGCCGCCGCCCCGGCGGGCCGGUCCCUGCCCGCGCCCGCGGGGGGCCGAGCCCACCGAGCGCCUCUCGCUCGCCCCCUCCCCCUCAAAAUGGCGGUGGAAGGGGACCUUUAAACCCCGCGCCGCUCCGCUCCGCACCCCCGCCGGGCGCGGCCGCGCUCCGCUCGGCGCGGCGCGCGUCCCGCCCGGGGCAGCGGCUGGCGUCGGUCCCCGUCAAGUGGCCCGUCAGCGAGCGGCUCUCGCCUCCCGUCGUAAAUCGGGCGCCGGUGACACUGCCCGGGCGGCCGCCGGGGAUGCCCCGGGACGCCAACUUCGGGCCGGGAGGGAGCGGCGCCGGGCAGCGGCUGCGGGAGGGCUCCCGCCCGGGCAGCGCCGGCUGGAAGCGGGAGGGCGGAAUGCCCGCAUCGGAAGGACUGACUGUGAAGUUUGGCCGUGGCAUGAUCUUCAUGCAGUGA
Molecule: messenger RNA, 1410 nt
Organism: Taeniopygia guttata (zebra finch)
Lineage: Eukaryota; Metazoa; Chordata; Aves; Passeriformes; Estrildidae
Source: RefSeq, a predicted model, not a curated record